AGCUUCUGAAACAGUCGGGAGGGCUCGUGCCGUUUCGCUGUCUGCGCAUGCAGUAUCAGGACUCGCAGAGGCGUGCAGUGCAUCCGCAUGAUGCGACCGCCCUCGCGAGAAGAUGUUCAAGCUGCGCAGUCCCAUCUGGUGCUGUUGAAGUCCAAGAUGCGGCAGCGACGACAGGGAUCUGAUGCUGAUCCACGGGUGAGGGGACAGCGCACGUCCUUUUCUCGACCUCAAUCCUCUCUGCGUGGCGUUACUUGGGCUAAGUCGAAAUGUGCUCCAAACCAAGGUUUCCCCACUGUAGCCGGCGCGGAAGUGGAACAGACCCAGGUUGUACAGGACCCGCCAUCGGCUCCUCAAGGACAUAUCGAAGCAAGGCCAGAGCGGAGAGAACGGCCCGAGAGGUCAGAGCGGUCAGAGCGACCAGAACGACCAGAGCGGCCAGAGGAAGGAUAUCCCACUCCUUCUCAGGCCAGACUGGCACCCAAAGCAGGAGUGUCAAACUCCAUUGAUGGCUUGCUGGAUGAGCUAGAAGAAGAUGGUGGGCCCUUGGUGCCAUGCCCUGACUGUCACCGCAGCUUCAAAGCAGAGAGCUUGGAGAAACACAAGAAGAUUUGCAAAAAGGUUUUCCAGCAGAAGCGCAAGCAGUUCAACAGUGCAGCCAAUCGCUUGGGGGAAUUCGACAAUGCUCAAGAACUCAUCGCGAAUGCUGUGAAGAGUGAAAAAAGGGAGAAGGAGAACCAUGCGGAGAAGUCCAAAAAGGACAAGUCAGUGCCCAAGUGGAAAGCACAGUCGUUAGCUUUUCGUCAGGCCAUUCUGUCUGCAAAGGGGGCCUCUGGUGAUUCUGAAGCUGCUAAAAAGGCUGCAGAAAUACAGAAGGAGCUGAAUGCAGCAAACCUGGCCUCCGGAGGAAAUGUCAUGGAGAGUGACAUGGUGAAAUGUCCUCAUUGUGGCCGAACUUUCAACGAAGAGGCAGGGCAGCGGCACAUAGCCAUUUGCCUGAAGACCUUUGGUGGCAAAGGCCGCCAAACAAAGGUACCCAAUGGCUCCAAGGGAGCGAAGCCGGGGACGCCAACAAGCGCGUCAAUCGACUCCGCUAGAGGUGCCAUGGUUCGAGGGCCUAGUGCCGGUGGCUCUCGGAAGCCCAAUGGCCAGAGCUCUCGCCGAAUCUUGUCUCAGGCAGCACCCUCGCGUGGCUUGCGAUGAGGCACUUGAGCCACUUAGGAUCCUCUUGGACUCUUUUAGAGCGAAUGUAGUGGGGUCACACCUGAAAGCUGGCGCUGAUGAUUUUCUCGUGUGAAGAAUGCUUGGAAAGCAUUGUGUCUUGAAAGCGCUCCGCAUCUGCUGCAGUUGGACAUCGCUUGCUGCGCUUCUGAGCUUUCAGAAAAACAGCUCAGAUGAACUUUUGGCAUUGUCUACACUCCUGGUGUUUUGAACAGCGUAGUACUAUGCCAAUCAGCGUUGGACAGGUAUCGUAUCGACAAUUGAUUGACUCCUGAGCUUUGUCGGGCAUUCUGCAUGAGUCAUCAUUCCAUCGUUUGUUCUUUCAUGAUUACAACUUUCACUCUGAUGCGGAUGCUUGUUUCCUGUACAGUAUCAAGUUGCUUCCAAUUCUACAACUGUGAACCGAAUUCAAGCAGCACUUUCCACCUAAUGGGGUGAGGCCAGCUUUCCUUUAAAUGGUGAUGCUGAACCAGCUUCAUGUAGAAACACUGACUCAGAA
Molecule: messenger RNA, 1717 nt
Organism: Durusdinium trenchii
Lineage: Eukaryota; Dinophyceae; Suessiales; Symbiodiniaceae
Source: the annotation of a GenBank genome assembly